CGUUAUUCCUGCUCUCUGAGCGCGCAGAGACAUCGCCAAACUUUAAUAAGCUGGAAACCUUCAAGCGUUUGGAAGGAAUCAUAUUUUUCUUUCAUUGAAAGUAAAGAGUGUCUCGCUUAUUCUGCGUGGUAAAGAACAAGAGCUGGACAUGGAAAACACUCCAGUUGAAAUUUUUAAAGAAGACAAUAAGUGCCUGCCCGGGCUGCUGGAGGACUGCCCAGUGAAUUCCUCGGGUUGGAUGUCCGGAGAAAGCCGCAAUGUGACCCGCGAUGAGAGCUGGGAGCAGGAGAGCAUGUCCCCCAUCAUCCCCAUCAUCACCGCUGUGUACUCCGUGGUGUUCGUGGUCGGCUUGCUGGGAAACUGCCUCGUCAUGUAUGUGAUCAUCAGAUACACAAAGAUGAAGACAGCCACUAACAUCUACAUCUUCAACCUGGCUCUAGCAGAUGCGCUCGUCACCACCACCAUGCCCUUCCAGAGCACUGACUACCUUCUGAACACCUGGCCCUUUGGGGAGGUGGUGUGUAAGGUCUUCAUCUCCAUUGACUACUAUAACAUGUUCACCAGCAUCUUCACUCUCACAAUGAUGAGCGUGGACCGGUACGUGGCAGUGUGCCACCCAGUGAAAGCCCUGGACUUCCGCACACCCAUCAAAGCCAAGAUGAUAAAUGUCUGCAUCUGGAUCCUGUCCUCAGCAGCCGGGAUACCUGCUUUUGUGCUGGGGGGCACCCAGACUAACAGUGACAUAACUGAAUGUGCCUUACAGUUUCCAGAGCCUUAUGCCUACUGGGAUACGAUGAUGAAGAUCUGUGUGUUUGUGUUCGCCUUUGUGGUGCCUGUUCUCAUCAUCACCGUCUGCUAUUCCCUCAUGGUCUUGAGACUGAAGAGCGUCCGUAUGCUUUCCGGUUCCCGGGAAAAAGACCGAAAUCUGCGCCGCAUCACACGGCUGGUGGUGGUGGUGGUUGCUGUGUUUGUGGUUUGCUGGACACCCAUUCAUAUCUUCAUCCUGGUCAAGGCGUUGGUGAGUGUACCCGAGACCACAGCCAUCAUGGCUGCGUACUUCUUCUGCGUGGCUCUGGGCUACACCAACAGCAGCCUCAACCCCAUCCUGUACGCCUUCCUGGACGAGAACUUCAAACGCUGCUUUAAGGACUUCUGUCUUUCAGCCAAACCGAAAGGCGACAAGGCGUCCGGUAGCAAGAAGGUCCCCAACACCGUCCGGGCCACUGCUGUUCCCCUGGAGAACCCAGAUGGGACUAAUAAAAACACCUGACUAGCAGUGGAACUGUCUUCAAUUUCCCAUAUUGGAAAGGAAGAUUCACAUGAUCUGGGCUUAACACACAUUACUUCAGCAAUGUAGACUAAUUCUGUUGUGAAAGCUGAUCCACCUCUUGUUUUCAUUGCCACUGUUGCCAAACUGAAAAGAUACAUCGUCAUCUUUAGCUUAUAAAAAAAGCAUGAAAGUAAUCUGUUUGGCAACUUCCUCCUCUUGGAGGUUUAUCUUUCUGAGUUGAUGUUUCAGUAAGCAGGUAGCGGUGAAGAAGACAGAUGAAAUGUGAAACAAAGGAAUCUACAAGGUCACCAAAGGGAGGGUUGGAAGUGGCAUUCUUAUGACUUUUGUGGCCCUUUCCUUGUUCUCCCCCACCCCAAAAGCCUUAUAUGUCUACAUUUAUUUUUAUAAAUGUGCUUUUAUAAUCAGAGAUGACAAACUUUAGGUUGCUAAAUGUAUGUAUUUAUGUUAUUUAUUGUUACAUCAUUUAGCAUGUCACUUUUGAAACUCCCUAAGUCACAUAUGGCCCUCUAUCUCAACUAUCACUAUAUCACCACUGUAUAAUAAACCCACACAUUUUACUAUGACAUUUCAAUUUUCACAUGUCAGCCCAAUAUUCUCUAUGGCUCCCUCAGCGGUCUGCCUUUUCAAAAAAACUUCAGAGAUGCCUAUAGCUAAAGACAUCACAUGAAAAGCUGCAUUGCAAUAGAUUCAGAAAAUAAAAGUUUAUCUGUUUUAGUAAAUAUAUUUAAAACUUGAAGCACAUAGCAUUAAACAUAAAUAAAUUAAACAUUAAAUAACAUUUUAAUGGUUAUAGACUCAACAACAGUCCCCGAACUCAGUUUCUCUGGAUGUAGAGAGUUACUAGAGACCAAUUACAAAUUGGAAUUUGAAAAGUUUGUGUAUGAUUAUGGACUGGAAGAUUUAAAUGUGAAGUUGAGAGGGAGUUUGGGGGAAAAGUGUGCUAGAGAAAAUGAAGGAAUAAGGACUGCAGUCUUAAAGGCUACGUUCACAUCCGGCCUGAAGUGGCCCAAAUCCGAUUUUUUGGCCCAUA
Molecule: messenger RNA, 2321 nt
Organism: Cyprinodon variegatus (sheepshead minnow)
Lineage: Eukaryota; Metazoa; Chordata; Actinopteri; Cyprinodontiformes; Cyprinodontidae
Product: opioid receptor, kappa 1
Exons: 4
Coding region: 149-1270 (373 amino acids)
Biological process (GO): G protein-coupled opioid receptor signaling pathway; neuropeptide signaling pathway; sensory perception of pain
Cellular component (GO): membrane; neuron projection
Molecular function (GO): dynorphin receptor activity; neuropeptide binding
Source: RefSeq, a predicted model, not a curated record